This is a messenger RNA of Cygnus atratus (black swan), 2417 nucleotides long. It is a transcript of the gene PCYT2, whose product is annotated as phosphate cytidylyltransferase 2, ethanolamine. Bases 149 to 1198 code for a protein of 349 amino acids. The transcript has 13 exons. The record is from RefSeq and is a predicted model, not a curated record. Gene Ontology annotation, cellular component: cytoplasm. Gene Ontology annotation, biological process: phosphatidylethanolamine biosynthetic process. Lineage: Eukaryota; Metazoa; Chordata; Aves; Anseriformes; Anatidae. Gene Ontology annotation, molecular function: ethanolamine-phosphate cytidylyltransferase activity.
UCGCGGGCAGCCCGGGGCCGCGGCCCGGCCCCUCCGGUGGGAGCAGCCUGCGGCCGGGCAGCCCGGCACCCCGCCGGCAGGCUGAGGGCGCUGCCCCGGCCUCCCGUGAGGAGCCGGCCGCGGGAGCGUGCAUCGCGGCAGCUAUGACAUGGUGCACUAUGGCCACUCGAACCAGCUGCGCCAGGCUCGGGCUAUGGGAGAUUAUCUGAUUGUUGGAGUCCACACGGAUGAAGAGAUUGCCAAGCACAAGGGCCCCCCUGUCUUUACACAAGAGGAGAGGUACAAAAUGGUGCAAGCCAUCAAGUGGGUGGAUGAGAUUGCUCCAGGAGCUCCCUAUGUCACCACACUGGAAACCUUGGACAAAUAUAACUGUGACUUCUGUGUGCAUGGUGAUGACAUCACCUUAACGAUAGAUGGCAAGGACACCUAUGAGGAAGUGAAGACAGCUGGGCGAUACAGGGAAUGCAAACGCACCCAAGGUGUGUCCACUACUGACCUUGUUGGCCGCAUGCUGCUCAUGACUAAGGCUCACCACAGCAACAUAGAUGAGGACCUAGACUAUCGGAAGCAUACUGACAACUUUGGGAAGGGACCGAAAGGUCAUAGUCCCUGGACUGGUGUCUCACAGUUCCUGCAGACAUCUCAGAAGAUCAUCCAGUUUGCAUCAGGAAAGGAACCACAGCCAGGAGACACUAUCAUCUAUGUGGCCGGAGCCUUUGACCUGUUCCAUAUUGGGCACGUAGAUUUCUUGGAGAAGGUUCACCAGCUGGCAGAGAGACCCUACAUCAUCGCUGGGUUGCACUUUGACCAGGAAGUAAAUCGUUACAAAGGGAAGAAUUAUCCCAUCAUGAACAUCCAUGAGAGAACGCUCAGUGUCUUGGCCUGUAGGUAUGUCUCAGAAGUGGUAAUUGGAGCCCCAUAUGCUGUCACUGCUGAUCUGCUGGAUCACUUCAGGGUAACACUUGUAUGUCAUGGAAUGACAGAGGUGGUGUCAGACAAGGAUGGUUCUGAUCCAUAUGAGGAACCAAAGAGACGUGGCAUUUUCCAGCUGGUGGACAGUGGCAGCAAUCUCACCACAGAUUUAAUUGUGCAAAGAAUCAUCAAGAACAGGCUGGAGUUUGAAGCUAGGAACCAGAAGAAGGAAGCAAAAGAGCUGGCAGUAUUGGAGGCCAUGAAGAGACUGGAAGAGAAGCACUAGACCAGCAGAGAGCUGAUGCUUGGGUCGCGGAACGCUGCAGCCUCGCCCUCUGGAGGAGCAAAGAGCUCUUCUAGAGAGGACUCUGAACAAAGGCGCCGCUGCUGGUGUGCACAGGAUGUGCUAGCCUAGCUGUCCUAGCUCCUCCUGCACUAAUUAUGCAGACAUAAUGAGUUGGGAUCCUGCUGCCUAGUUUUUCCUCCGUUAAUCAGCCCCCAUUCCCUUUCCCAGGAGAAGAUUUGAAAAAGAAAAAAAUGGUUUUAAUUAUAACUAAUGUUUUAACAUGUCGAUGUGCUUUUACUUUCUGCCAUUUCUGGCUUUUACAAGGUGGGAAAUGAAGCAGCUGCCCGGGCCCUUUCUGCCUCCUUCCACAUUCUGCUGUCAUGACUGGAGUCUGCAUUUCAGAACACCCCUUCAGGUGGUGGUGUGGGCUGCUUGACAGACUGGAGAGAACAGCCUUCCCGGGAGAAGGGGGGCGGCCAACAAUUCCUCUGUGAGCUUUUUGGGUAGGGAUGCUAGGCCAAUCAGUGUGCCUGCUGCUGGCGGUGCUGACUACGCCCUGUGCUCUGAGAUUGCUGGUGGUGGUGCUUCUCAGCUGCUGCCUAUGCACGAAUACCAGAUCGAAAGCUACUUAAUGGUCUAAUUGGAUAAAGCCUUCCUCCAGCUGUGACUGUUGCCAGUGAAUCAUUCACUUCCCCAGUGACAGGCAGCAGCUCAGCAUCUGCUGCGGGUUGUGAGGCUCGUGGCACAGAGACCCUCAGGUCUGACGUGUUCCCUGGUGAGUUUGAGGAAUUUCUCUGCACAAGGCAUGAGAAUACUGGCAGGUUUUGACAAAGGCUCCACCUGCUAUGAGAUGCGCAGGACUCGGCGCUCCUCGUGAACUGUGCUCAGAGCUCUGCUUGCUGUUGCUGCCAGAGUCCACCUUGUGCCUGACAGAUGUUACCAAGAGAAGUGACCUUGUGAGCUGGAAUUUCACGAUUGUUUUGUUAGGGUUGAAGUGCAGCAUGUUUACCUCCUGCGGGAACCUGCAGGGCCUGAGGGGAUGAGUCUGGGAAGAGCCAGGUGCUGGGCUGAGCCCUUCUCUGCCUCGUACAUUCCCGGGUGCUGUGCUGGGUGACUCAGCCACUCCCUGCACUGUGCUGUACAGUCCUUCCAAGCCGAUUUUUUGUCCUCUCUGUUGUAAACUUCUGUUGCUGAUCAUUAAUAAAAUGUUGAAGAGUUG